CUGUUCUGCAAUAGAGUUGUACUUGGUCUGUGAUAGAAUCAUGCGUACCACAUCCCCUGCUGCUGCUGUUACUGCUGCCGGUCCUGGUCCCGGUCCUGGUCCUGGUCCUCCUUGUCGCGAUUCCAUUGCAGAUCGAAGCGAAAUUGAUUCACUUCACGUCGAGACUACUACAAGAAGAAAUGUUGAUGAGCAUGGCAAUGUACGACCACUUCAAGAUGAUACAGACACGCAAAUCCAAACCCAUCUCCUCAUCCCAAUCUACCGCACUCUCACCUACAUCCCCCCCUCCUGCCGCUGGAACCCCUCCUCUCCGCCCAAAUUCUCCCUCUCCUUAAACAUCCUCUUCGCCUUCGCCGGAGCCUUCACCGUCGCAAAUCUCUACUACUCACACCCCAUCCUCAACAUCCUCGCCACCGACUUCCACGUCGACUACACUCGAAUUUCUCAAAUCCCCACCUUAGCGCAAGCAGGUUAUGCCGCCGGAUUAUUAUUUCUCUGUCCGCUGGGAGACAUUUUACCCCGACGACCCUUUGUUCUGACUUUGGUGUUUGCGACUGCGACGCUGUGUAUCGCCAUGGCAGUAACAAAGUCUGUGACGGUGUUUAGUACGAUUCAAUUUCUCACGGCUGUCACGACGGUUACGCCGCAGCUCAUGAUGCCUUUGGUGGGAGAUUUGGCGCCUCCGGGACAGAGGGCGUUUGCGUUGUCGAUUGUGUCGACGGGAUUGUCUUUGGGGAUUUUACUGGCGAGGUUGUUGGCGGGGAUUGUCACGCAGUAUACUUCUUGGCGCAAUAUUUAUUGGAUGAGUGUCGGGUUGCAAUAUCUCAUUUUUGGGAGUUUGUGGUGCUGUAUGCCGGAUUAUCCCAGCACGAAUGCGGAUUUGCGGUACGGAGAGGUUUUGUGGUCGAUUGUGGGUAUGGUGGGGAAAUAUCCGGUGUUGGUGCAGGCGUGUUUGGUGUCGUUUUGUACGAGUGCGACUUUUACGAAUUUUUGGACGACGUUGACCUUUUUGCUGGCGGGCGAGCCUUAUCAUUACUCGCCCGUCGUUAUUGGGCUAUUUGCGCUCAUUGGCAUCUGUGCCAUGCUGAUGGGGCCGGUGUAUGCCAAGUAUGUCACCGAUCGCUUCGUGCCGCUCUUCACUGUGCUACUGGGCAUGUGUUGGUGCAUGAUUGGCAUUACCGUGGGCACGUACACAGGCACCUUCACCGUCGUGGGACCCAUUUUGCAAGCACUCUUCAACGACUUUGGCUCGCAGUCGAGUCAAAUUGCCAACCGCAGCAGCAUCUUUACUGUCGAACCCAAGGGACGCAACCGGGUCAACACCGCAUACAUGGUAUUUACCUUUGCCGGACAGUUGACGGGCACGAGUGUCGGCGCGAGUUUGUAUGAGCGCAAAGGCUGGGUGGCGAGCGGGAGUUUUAGUGUCGCGAGCAUUGCUGUUGCACUUCUGGUAACGCUCUCGCGAGGACCGUGGGAAGAGGGGUGGAUUGGAUGGCAUGGCGGGUGGAGUAUCUGGAAAAAAGACCGUUCCAGUGCGGAUGGUAAGGUGCGCGAAGAAGAUCCUGCUAGCCUUGCGCAGUCAUCUGUGAAUGACGAGGAGAGUACUACGGGCAUGGAACGUGACGGCAGAGGAGACGACCAAGGAAUGGUUCAUGCGGUUGAUGCAGAGAAGAGUAUAGAAUGGAGUGCGGCGAACAUGGACACAGCCGACACUGCGGCCACAGCAUGGAAGUUGAAGAGCACUGCCUGGCAUACAUUGGAUGGCAUAGCAUGAGCAUGGCAGCUUCUGCUCCUACAGAAGACUCUUCGCCGACACCUCAUCGAGGACUCGCGCUCGUCGUGCUGCGAGUGCUAGUGCUCCAAGCGGCAGGCCUCAAUUCAGUGUCGAGUGCAGUCUCCAUCUUUUCGCCUCUCUUCUUGUGCAGCUCUUUCAGUUUCUUUUCUGUCCGCAUAAAUUCUCUGAUGCCAAUCGGUACACCGGCAAAAGGAUCAUCCUCCACCCCACCAGCACCUCCCUCUAUCACUGCAGCAACUUGCUCAGGGAUAGCGUCGUUCCAUAACGUCUCGCUGCCUCCUCCAUCAUCGUCCAUACUGAUCGCCACAUGGUUGGGUGCGUCUGAUUCUGCAGACAUGAGGCCUGUAGCCUGUCCUUGCAGCCGCUGAAUAUUUUGAGCCGUCUUGGCCUCCUUCAUCUUCAGAGCAUACUCUUCCAAUUCCUCGCGAAAGCGUUCCCAGACGCAGUUCACGCAGCCGGACAUGCAGCAAUUAUCGGGCUCCUCCGGUUUGGGCGGGAUCAACACACCAGCAAUCAUGCGAGACUUGCUCUCCAUGAGGCGUUUGCGUUCUAGAGCAUCACGUUCGCGAUCGCCAAAGACGCGCUUCGCUCGAGCCAGAGUGGAGUUUUCGUCAUCUUGCUUCUCCACCUCUUUUGCCGUCAUAGGAUAGAGGUCUUCCGGCGAAGGGUCGGCGUAUGGACGGUCGACAUGUUGACGCUCGCCAUGGAGAGGUGCAUCGAGGGCAUCGAUCUCAUAGCCGGGAUAUGGAGAAGAAGUAUUUGCUUUGUCGUUGCGGCGAGUGGUGUGUGCGAUGCGGCGCGUCUGGAGCCGUGGCCGUGGACAUGAGGCUCGAGAGGCUGUGGUUCUGGCAGCGGAAGCAGGGAGAUUUCGUCGUGUGAAAGCAGAGGAUAUGCGCAGCGCCGGUCGCAUUGUUGUCC
Molecule: messenger RNA, 2713 nt
Organism: Sphaerulina musiva SO2202
Lineage: Eukaryota; Fungi; Ascomycota; Dothideomycetes; Mycosphaerellales; Mycosphaerellaceae
Product: MFS general substrate transporter
Exons: 4
Coding region: 41-1774 (577 amino acids)
Biological process (GO): transmembrane transport
Molecular function (GO): transmembrane transporter activity
Source: RefSeq, a predicted model, not a curated record